AAACCAAUCCGAAAGGAAUAAAAAACAAACAAUUAAACGGAUUAAAAAGGGUUAGUCCCCUUCGUCUUCUUCCAACGGCCACAAACGCGUGAUUCGUCGGAAAAGAUGGAGGGGGACGGUUCUCAGAGUCGGGGGCGGCGCGACGAGGAGGGGCCGGUGACUUGCUCCGCCUGGAUCAGGCGGCCGGAGAACGAACAUCUCUUGGCCGUCGGCAGGGCCGGCCGCGGCGCCCGCUCGCCCGUGCUCGAGAUCUUCUCGUUCGAUUCCAAAACCGCUUCUCUCUCUUCCUCUCCCUCGGCUUCGUACGUGAUUGAAGAAGGCGACCCGGCGAGCCUCGCGGUGCACCCGAGCGGCGACGAUCUCAUCUGCUCUACGGCCUCUGGUGCUUCCAUAUGGUUCGAGUUGUAUGGCCGAGGGGAACAUGUUAAAUUGUUGGCCAAAGAAUUCAUUCCUCUCCAUGGUGCUGGCCUUCAGAAAUGCCUAGCUUUUAGUGUUGAUGGAUCUAGACUUGCUAGUGGUGGACUGGAUGGGCAUCUCAGAAUCUUCGAAUGGCCAAGCCUGCGUAUUAUUUUAAAUGAGCCAAAAGCUCACAAGUCCGUCCAAGAUAUGGAUUUUAGCCUAGACUCAGAAUUCUUAGCCACAACAUCUACCGAUGGUUCUGCGAGAGUAUGGAAGACGGAUGAUGGUGUUCCAUUGACCACGUUGACUCGCAACUCGGAUGAGAGGAUAGAGCUAUGUCGGUUUUCUAAGGAUGGGACAAAACCUUUUCUAUUUUGCACUGUUCAACAAGGUAACAAAGCACUCACUGCUGUUUGGGACAUGAGUACAUGGAAAAAAAUUGGGCACAAGAGACUACUUAAAAAGCCCGCUUCAGUUAUGGCCAUCAGUCUCGAUGGCAAAUAUCUUGCUCUAGGAAGCAAAGAUGGGGAUGUAUGUGUAGUUGAAGUGAAAAAAAUGGAGAUCUCCCAUUGGAGUAGGAGACUUCACUUGGGUUCAUCAGUUGCAACGCUAGAGUUCUGCCCCAGUGAAAGAGUUGUGCUUACCACUUCUGUGGAGUGGGGAGCUAUGGUCACUAAGCUAAAUGUUCCUGCUGAUUGGAAAGAAUGGCAGAUCUAUCUACUUCUCGUGGGAUUGUUCCUGGCUUCGGCUGUGGCAUUUUACAUAUUCUUCGAGAAUUCUGACUCCUUUUGGAACUUCCCUCUCGGGAGAAACCAACCUGCAAAGCCAAAGAUCAAUGCUAUUUUGGGAGAUCCACAGUCUGAUGAUCAAAAUAUGUGGGGUCCUUUUGGACCAUUGGACAUGUAAGGAGUUGUUUAAUUUAUCCACAAGUUACCAGAGGUGGGAUCGACUAUGGAGGGCACCAGUUAACCAUUCAUCUCUCCUUGCGGCAACGGGUUCUUCUACUUCUUCAUCUUUCCCUUCGACUCGGGGCAGCCAUGGAUGCCCCUCUCCCAUGGAGUGGAUCUCUUUGUUGGAAAAUUUAUAUUUGCUUUCAAGUGAACGAUCACAAACUUUUCUUUUGGAAGUAUUUGGUUCGAUAACAUAGGGGAAGAGUCACUUUAUUAUUGAUAAAGAGACAAAAGGUAAUUUAUUGAA
Diospyros lotus (date-plum) is the source of this 1596-nucleotide messenger RNA. Its product is annotated as SEC12-like protein 1. Gene Ontology annotation, biological process: protein secretion. Lineage: Eukaryota; Viridiplantae; Streptophyta; Magnoliopsida; Ericales; Ebenaceae. Gene Ontology annotation, molecular function: protein binding; guanyl-nucleotide exchange factor activity; GTPase activator activity. The transcript is spliced from 10 exons. The record is from RefSeq and is a predicted model, not a curated record. Bases 106 to 1305 code for a protein of 399 amino acids. Gene Ontology annotation, cellular component: endoplasmic reticulum membrane.